This is a messenger RNA of Acanthosepion pharaonis, 954 nucleotides long. The record is from the annotation of a GenBank genome assembly. Lineage: Eukaryota; Metazoa; Mollusca; Cephalopoda; Sepiida; Sepiidae.
AUGUCGAUUUUCGAUUUUUCAAUUGCUUUUCUUAUUUACUGUUUAAUUUUCUCUUUCUCUAUCUUUCUUUCUACCUCUCUUUCUCUCUCUAUUCAUCUUUCUCUCUCUUUGUCUCUCUCUUUUUUCUCUCCACUCUCAUUCAUUCUCUAUUUCUCUCUCACUAUCAUUCUCCUCACUCUCUUUCUUUCUCUCUUUCUCAUUUUUCUCUUUCUCUAUCUCUCUACUCGAAUAGUUGUCAUCCCCCCCAUUUCCUCCUCCUAUCUUUUUUCUUCAUAUCUUCUUUACUUUUCUUCUUCUUCUUCUUCUUCUUCUUCUUCUUCUUCUUCUUUUCACAAUCACUAUUACUACUACUUCUUCUUUUUUCUUCUUAUCUUCUUCUUCUUCCUCUCCUUCUGCUGCUGCUUCUCCUCCUCCUCCUUCUUCUUCUUCUUCUUCUUCUUCUUCUUCUUCUUCUUCUUCUUCUUCUUCUUCUUCUUUUUUACUACUACUACCAUACUUUUGCCGAAUUUCUCCUUAGUAUUUUUUCUCUACCUACACUUUCUUCCUCUUCUUUUUCUACUUGUGGCCAUUCUAUGCUUCUUUAAUAUUUAUUUUGCUUCUUCGAUUUUCCACUUUAUUGCCGUUUCUCUCUCACCGACAUUUAAUCAUUUUUUUUUCUGCCUUCCUACUUACUUUUUUUUCUCUGAAUAUCAUUUUAAUUUCUUUUUUUCUUUAAUUCUUUCUUUUUUUUUUCUUUUUUUCUUCUUCGCGUAUUUCUUCGUCAUCAUUAUUUUUUCUGUCCUUCUUUUCCUAGACAAAUACCACUUUUUUCCCUUCCUUUUCUGUUAUUGUCUUUUCUCUUCUCCGUUUUCUUCUAUCUCUUCUUGUUGCUCUUUUUUCUUUUCUUUUCUAUCAUUUCUUUUUACGCUUUCUUUGUGCUUCUGCAUCCUGUUUAUUCAUUAUUAUUUCAUCUAA